This is a messenger RNA of Micropterus dolomieu (smallmouth bass), 3044 nucleotides long. RefSeq names its product LIM homeobox 6a (gene lhx6a). The record is from RefSeq and is a predicted model, not a curated record. Gene Ontology annotation, cellular component: nucleus. The transcript has 9 exons. Gene Ontology annotation, biological process: regulation of transcription by RNA polymerase II; forebrain neuron development; neuron differentiation. Lineage: Eukaryota; Metazoa; Chordata; Actinopteri; Centrarchiformes; Centrarchidae. The coding region runs from base 430 to 1557 and encodes 375 amino acids. Gene Ontology annotation, molecular function: RNA polymerase II transcription regulatory region sequence-specific DNA binding; DNA-binding transcription factor activity, RNA polymerase II-specific.
UCUCGUCGACCUUGCAGCUCUGCAGUCUCCCCUGCACAUAUGAAGCCUUGGAGUAAAAGCUGCCAGCCCCUCAAUUUGAUUCACUUCCUGUAGUCAGACUCCUUCCCAAAAACAGGAGAGAGGGGGAAACUGGGAAAGGAGGAAAUCUUUCUGUUCUAAAUAAGGCUCACUGCGGAGCAGCAAGCAACUCCUCGCCUCUGCAUAGCUUCAUGACUUUUGUAGUUUGUGUCACUGGCAGUCAGCUCGUCGUGCACAGCAGCGUUUUAAAGGGAGAAAGCAUUUUGCGUUAAAAAACAAAACUGUGCGCCAGUUACACCCGAAUCCCUGCGUGGUACGGAUGGUACAAAUUUUGACGCCCAUCGCCGAAUCUUCUCCUGAUUGCACGCGCCGAAUUUGGAGACACUGUAUGCUGUGAGACUCCAGGGGUUCAUGUACUGGAAAAAUGAAGUUUUGUCCCCUCUUUCAGAGGGAAAUAAGAUUCUGUCCGAAGGAAUUCCCACGAAGCAGGUGAUCUCUACCGAGCAUCAGAGUACGCCGGGAGCCUCGCGCUGCAGUGUGGACUCUAAGCGCACGCCAAUGUCUCACUCGGACGGAGAAUCCCAGCGGUCGAACAUGGAGCGGGAGGACACUCGCUCGUCCCCCAGCACGCCGUCCACCCCCUCCGUGUGCUCGCCGACCUCCACCACCAGCUCGGUACCGUCCACCGGGAAGAACGUGUGCGCCAGCUGCGGUCAGGAGAUCCUGGACAGAUACUUGCUGAAGGUGAACAACCUGAUCUGGCACGUGCGCUGUCUGGAGUGCUCUGUCUGCAGGACUUCGCUACGUCAGCACAACAGCUGCUACAUUAAAAACAAAGAAAUCUUCUGUAAAAUGGAUUAUUUCAGUAGGUUUGGUACUAAGUGUGCCCGCUGUGGGCGGCAGAUAUAUGCCAGCGACUGGGUGCGCCGUGCGAGGGGAAACGCAUACCACUUGGCAUGUUUUGCGUGCUACUCGUGUAAGAGGCAGUUGUCUACGGGAGAGGAGUUUGGCUUGGUGGAGGAGAAGGUCCUGUGUCGGAUCCACUACGACACCAUGGUGGAGAACCUCAAACGAGCGGCUGAGAGUGGCAAUGGUAUCACAUUAGAGGGAGCAGUUCCAACAGAACAAGACAGUCAGCCGAAACCGGCCAAAAGGGCACGGACGUCCUUCACUGCAGAACAGCUACAGAUCAUGCAGGCGCAGUUUGCCCAGGACAACAAUCCAGAUGCCCAGACGCUACAGAAACUAGCUGAUAUGACAGGCCUAAGCAGGAGAGUGAUACAGGUGUGGUUUCAAAACUGCAGAGCAAGACACAAAAAGCACACGCCCCAGCACAGUGGGGCUCCCCAAGGUCAUCCCCAGUCCAGGAUACCCUCAUCUCUGCCCGAUGAGCUGCAUUACUCCCCCUUUGGCAGUCCUGAACGGGCACGCAUGGUGGCCCUUCACGGGUACAUUGACAGUCAUCCUUUCUCCGUGCUGACCUCUCAGAGUCUCCCUCACCAGGCCAUGUCGCUGCCCCAGCUCCCCCUCAGCCGCUAGCGCUCCACUAUGACCCUUAUAACCCCUAAACCUCCGGAUCCUAACCCUUGAUCUCCCAUCACUGGCGUCUGCAGACCUGACCCAGAGGUCAAGCAGGAGUCAGCUUGGAGAAAAGACACAUCUUUCAGGAGCCCUGCCCACUCGGAAACAGAAAAAGAAAUGGAAGAAAGAGGAAAAACUGAGACACAUCCAUCCUUGUGGGGUUUUUUUUCUUUCUGAGGACAGGAAUAUCCCACCUGCAGCCACGCUGUCAAAAAUGAGCAUGAAGCAUUUAUCAUUAGCAGGAACUCACUGACUGUAUUUUACACCAACUGAAGAACCCAUUUUGCUUCACAUGUACAGCAUCCUCCAUGCUACUCAUCCACCCUCUGACUUGAUGGUGGAGGGAGUUUUAAAGGGAGGACCAAGGAAGCCGGACUGAAGCCUCUUGAGUGCUGUCAGAAUACUGAAGAUAAACAAAAUGGGGAAAAUUUAAGGGGGACUGUCAUUGUGGCCCAUGGGCCAAGCACACACAGUAGACCACAGAGGUAAGACGACUCCUUCUUUUCUCUCUAAGCAACCAUGAAGGAAACCUAAAUCUAAAUGAAAUAUGUUGAUUUUCUUUAGCAAUGACAAAGUGACAUUUCAAAAACCCCAGAAAUUUCCCAGAUACUAUUUUGCUCAACUUUCCACUGAAAUGAGGUGUAGAUUUUUGUUAAAGAAUGAAAAUGUUGUGUGCCUUAUCUUUUCCAUUAUUAAAAGAAACUGCAGAUGUUUACAGCAGUGAAUCAGCUAAUUAAAAUGGUAGCCUGUAAUUCAUCAGUUAAUUAAAGAUUUGGACGUUUUUUUUUAUUGUGCAGAAAAAAUAGGAUGAAUUAAAAUUUUACGUUGGUGGAAAUCACAAAAUAUGUCCACAGACAGCAUCUUGACUGUUUAUCAUGAAGGAAAACCAUAAAGAAAUUGUAUCAUUAAAUUAUGGCUGUAACAUUAGAAGCAGGCGCUAACAGGAUUUAAACCGUCAUUUCUUUAAACUGACAGCUAAACAGGGGAAACUCCGAGAUUAGCAUAGUUGUCAAACUCCACAUUCCUACAAAAUCUGUCAUGUCAAAAUGACAUAUUUUCAUAUUUUCAAAUGCGUGUAUUGUCACUAAUUUCUAAGGUUGCUUGUUCAUCCUAUGCCUGUGUGUUUUUCACACAAAGAGGGAAAUGGAGUGUUGGUGUUUUGGUACAAUAUGGACAAUAUGAAACAGACUGGGGUUGUACAUGUGUGUAUUUCUGUGUGUGUGUGUGUGUGUGUGUGUGUGUGUGUGUGUGUAUUGGCAGGGGAAGAGAGUGUGCAUCUGUGUUUUAGUGCCAUGGCCAUUGUAUGAAGAACAGGAUCCAAGAAGACCUCAAUGUCCUUGUAUUUAUUGAGAUGGUAAAUCCCUGUAAAGCACUUUCCCCCCCCUCUGAAAUUGUUUUGUUUUGUCAAAAAACAUGAAAUGAAACAAAAAAGUUUAUUUGAUAGA